AUGGACGCUUUCGUGGACGAGGAGGGCGAGGCGGCUCUCGCGGAGCUCGAGGAGGAGCUCGAUGAGGAGCGAUCGGUCGAGGAUGCGUUGGCAGCGAUGGCGCAGCGCGGCGCCCGGAGCGCUCCGGAGCCUCCCACCGCCGGGAACGCUGCUGCUACUGCUGAACCGCAGCCGACCGCUCGCACUCCCGCAGCGGGCAGCCCCGGCACGAGCGGCGCCUGUGUGGACUGCAGCUCUGGGCGGGCCCAGCCCAAGUUUCGGGAGGCGUUUGGGCUCAGCGUGUGCUACGACUGCCAGCGGGCGGGCCGUGGCGAGGGAGGCAGGUACCAGGUGCUGAGCAAGUCUCGCGCCAAGGACGAGUACCUGCUGAGCGACCGCCAGCUCGACGGCGAGCGCGGCGGCCUGCGAAGCAUGCGGCUGCCCAACCCGAAUGACGCCCGGGAGCGAUUGCCCCGGCCUGCCCUCGUGUGGGGUGCGUGGGAGGGUGAGGUGGAGGAGCUGGCGCUCGCGACGUGGGGGUCGAGCGAGGCGCUGCUGCUGGAGAAGGAGCGGCGGUCUGACGAGCGGCUCCGCCGCGCCGAGGCCAAGCGCAAGCUCAAGAGCGGCACGCCUGAGGAGCAGAUGAUGGCGCGCUGCAACGGCCGCGCCGCGCCAAAGCAGCAGAGGCGAAAGGCGCAGGCCGGAAAGGCGGGCGAGGCGGCGGCGCGCCCGCCGGUGCGGCAGCUGGCUGCGGAGAGGCACGAGCACGUCUUCUCGCCGGACGAGGAGUACGACGAAGCGACCGACCUCUGGACGAAGCGGUGCGCGUGCGGCUUCACGGUGCAAUACGAGCGGAUUUAGUAAAUGGCCCAUUUAGCGGUCCGUGUGGGGAAAUGUGUUUAUCUCGCUGUGACGAUGAGAAUACUGUAUGUGAA
Messenger RNA from Emiliania huxleyi CCMP1516, 914 nucleotides. RefSeq lists its product as hypothetical. Gene Ontology annotation, biological process: nucleotide-excision repair involved in interstrand cross-link repair; base-excision repair; UV-damage excision repair. Bases 1 to 840 code for a protein of 279 amino acids. Gene Ontology annotation, cellular component: nucleotide-excision repair factor 1 complex. NCBI's taxonomy places the organism in Eukaryota, Haptophyta, Isochrysidales, Noelaerhabdaceae. Gene Ontology annotation, molecular function: damaged DNA binding. The transcript is spliced from 5 exons. The record is from RefSeq and is a predicted model, not a curated record.